CAAAACCAACACACACACUUGCCUCUCCUUGGACCUCUCUCUCUUUUAUCACAUUGCGUCUUUUCCUCCCGAUCCUUCAAUCCUCGUUCUGUUUUUGAUCCAAUUGAAUUGUAUCCGUCUUUUGAUUCGAGUUUUAGCUUUCCAAGCUUCUGAUGAUGGCGGAGAGUGAGGGAUCAUUGGCUGAUGAUCGAGAAUUGAUCGGCCGUGAAAGUGGUCUUGGGACUAAGUCGCCUUGGAAAACGACGGCUACUCCUGCUGAGACUGUUGAUGCCCCUGUAAUGGGAGCUGAUUCGUGGCCUGCGCUCGCCGACGCCGCGCAACAGCCUCGUCCGAAGAAUCCUCCGGCGCCUGCUCCGCCGUCUAAAAACAUUCCGACCUCUACCCCAUCCCCUGCUCAGGCUAAUCCUGGUCAAGCGAAAUCUAAAGGUGGUGGAAAGGCAAAUCCCGGACACAAGAAUCCAUCUGGCCGUCAUUCAAAACCAGGCUCGAGGAGCAACCAAAAUGGUCCUCCUCCACCGUACCUUGUACACGCUGUACCAUAUCAUCCACCUCCUUUUCCACCCAUGGGUCCUCUGCCACAUGCUGCUGGUCCAGAUUAUCCAUAUGUUCCUUAUCCUCCGUUCCCGGUUGCUGGACCUCCUGUUGUAGAUUCUGGAAAUGAGAAACAAGUUCAAGCUUCCCCUCUUCCACCUGUGCUCCCAGCUCCUCAAGGGGAUCCUGGAAAGCCUUGGCAGCAUCAGAGAGGUUUUGACCCCAGAAACAUGCCACAAGGUGGUGGACCAAGAAGUUUUGGGAGACCUCCAUAUAUGGGUCCAGCUCCUGGAUUCCUGGUUGGUCCAGGUCCAGGCUUCCCUGGGCCUGUAUACUACUUGCCAGCUCCACCACCUGGAGCUAUAAGAGGUCCUUAUCCUCCUCGCUUUGCUCCAUACCCUUUAAACCAGGGUCAUCCAGUACUAUCUCCAGAAAGAAUCGACUUAAGGGAUAGAGUCUUGAAACAAAUAGAGUAUUAUUUCAGUGAUGAAAACCUUGAGAAUGAUCAUUACCUCAUUUCCUUGAUGGAUGAAGAAGGAUGGGUUCCGACAAAAGCUAUAGCUGGCUUCAAAAGGGUUAAGGCAAUGACCAUGGAUGUUGAGUUUAUAGUCUAUGCGUUGGGGUUUUCUAAUUCUGUUGAAGUGCAGGGUGACAAGAUGCGCAAAUGUCACAAGUGGUCUGAGUGGGUUCCUGCAUCUAAAAAGUCAGCCUCUGUGGAGAAAACUGGAGACAGUGACAAAAAUUCCCCUGAAAGUAUAGCAAGUGGGGAUAAUUGUGGAAAUUCUUCAAAGGGUUCUUCAAAGCCUACCGUCUGCAACUUCUCUUCAGAGGGAGCUCGGUCAUCAAAAACCAAUAAUUAUAACAGUGGCAAUCUGAAAUUAUCAGCAGAUGAAAAAAGAAAUGUGGAUGACUUGUCAAACGAUUUUUCAAACACAUUCUUGCUUGACGAGGAAUUAGAUCUGGAGCACAGAAGCCCGAGAAAGAGUGGACUGUCUAAAAGCAUUGAGUAUGAAGAUGAUGAUAUGGUUGUUGAUGAUCAAGAUAUUCAGAAACUUGUAAUUGUUACUCAGAAUAGUGGUAAAAGUGAUGGCACUGGAGUCAGUGGGACGAAAGCAAAAAAUAUUCCUAAGGAGCUUGCGUCUACAAUAAACGAUGGUCUUUAUUACUACGAGCAGGAAAUAAAAAAGAAUCGAUCUGGCCGUAGGAAGAGCAACUCCCAUAUGGAUAGCAGAGAUGGGAAAAAUAAAUCUGGGGGAGGAUUGAACACUAAACAAGGAGAACAUUCUGCAGCAAAUGAUGGAGGUGAGGAGCAUGGAAUCAUCACUUCACGGAAGAAGCAAAGUAAGGGAACUCACAAACAUCAUACUGCCCAUGCACGGAGGUUCUUCUCGAGUAACGUAAGAAUCCAUGGAAAUAUAUCAGAAAGUCCGCCUAAUAGCUCCAUUGGAUUUUUCUUUGGUUCGACACCACCAGACAAUCAUGGCCCUAGGCUUUCAAAAUUGAGUUCAUCUCCACAAUGUACACUCCCUGGAAGCAGUCCCCCUGUGGGCUCUUUGCCAAAAUCAUUUCCACAUUUUCAACAUCCAAGCCACCAAUUGCUGGAAGAGAAUGGGUUUAAACAAGAAAAGUACUUGAAGUAUCGCAAGCGCUGCUUAAACGAAAGAAAGAAGUUGGGUAGCGGAAGCAGUGAGGAAAUGAAUCAUUUGUACCGAUUCUGGUCGUAUUUCCUCAGAGACACAUUUGUCUCGUCAAUGUAUGAGGACUUCCAGAAGUUUGCUCUUGAGGAUGCAGCUGAGGAUUACAAUUAUGGGUUAGAGUGUCUCUUUAGGUUUUACAGUUAUGGUCUGGAGAAGAACUUUGAUGAGGACCUUUACAAGGACUUUGAGCAGCUGUCGCUUGACUUCUACCACAAGGGAAACCUAUAUGGCUUGGAGAAAUAUUGGGCAUUCCACCAUUAUCGAGGCAAGAACGAACCAAUAACGCAGCACCCUGAGUUAGAGAAGCUACUGAAGGAAGAAUACCGUAGCAUAAAUGACUUUCGAGCAAAGGAUAUAGUCACCAACCAAAAAGAAACCAAGUCUCACUGAUGAUUGUGAAGAAAAGAAGCAGAGAUGUAUGUUGUUGCUGCUGAGCAAAUGGUCCUAAAAUCAUGACCUAAAUGUUUGUGUAUCUCUUCUUCUGGGGAAGAGACCCAACAACCAAGGAAGCCAUCACUCUGAAUUUUACAGGAUAUUUUCCUUGGUGGUGUUUUCCUUUUUCUGGGAUUAUUUUUUUGGAUUUUGGAUGCAGGAUCUCUCUCCCUCUCUCUCUCUGCAUUACAAUACAAACAGAGCUUUGACUGAAGAGGCGUUCAUCUACACAAGAGUUUCGCCCUCUCCCCAAAAGUUGUAAUCUUUUUUGUACAUAUAGGGAUUUCAUUUUCUAAUUAUUACUCAAUUUUGGAGAAAAAAAAACAAAAAAAAAAAAAAAACAAAAACAAAAACAAAAAAAAAGAGGAUGUGAUCUGUAGUGUCUGUAGAAACAAUAAGAGAUGUUUUACUUUGACACUUUUUUUUUAGAUAGUAUAUUUUUGUUUGUAAAUUUUUGUUUCUUGUAGCUUAUAAUCUCAUAUUUGGCAUAUACUGUAUAUUG
This is a messenger RNA of Capsella rubella, 3162 nucleotides long. RefSeq names its product la-related protein 1A. The transcript has 15 exons. The coding region runs from base 153 to 2618 and encodes 821 amino acids. Gene Ontology annotation, molecular function: RNA cap binding. Lineage: Eukaryota; Viridiplantae; Streptophyta; Magnoliopsida; Brassicales; Brassicaceae. Gene Ontology annotation, biological process: mRNA stabilization. The record is from RefSeq and is a predicted model, not a curated record.